GCCGGGAGGGAGGGAGAAGAUGGCGGCCUCGGUGACCGAGCUGCUGAGGGAGAUCGCGGAGCUGGAGGAGCCUCUGGCGGAGCUGAAUAGUUUGAAGGCUGCUGUGAAUUCCGUGCCGUUGAACACGCUGCGGGAACUGGCGACGGGCUUGCGCUUUGGGGUGUUGUUCAACCUGCUGGAUUGCGAUGACAGGGAACAAAUUGAUGUGUGUGUUGCCAUUCUGGAGCGACUUCUGCAAGCUUUGGAACCAGUCUUCCUGGCUCAAAAUUACAAGCUGGAACUCCAGAAGGGACUUCAGCAUUCUGAUGACCGUGUUAAAGUCUUGGCGCUGACACAAAUUGGGCGGAUUGCUGAGAGCACAGAUGCGGUUGUGACAGUUCUUGGUUCUCCUGAGUUGCUUAAGGAGAUGAUCCAUAGAAUUGGUGGCGAGAAAAUAUCUGUGGCAAAAGAGGCAAUCAAAGCCCUUUCCAGAAUCGCCCAGAAUAAAGGUGGACUUGAUGCAUUAUUCACCACCAGUAUGUUACAAGAUUUGAAAGAUGUUAUGGGCAUCAAUGAUGUGGUGCGAUACAGAGUUUAUGAGUUGGUGCUGGAGAUAGCAAACAUGUCACCUGUUUCACUGGGGUAUUGUGCCAACAGUGGUUUUAUAACUCGGUUGCUUGGUGAGCUUGCAGGGGAUGAUGUCCUCAUCAGAGCUACCGCUAUCGAGAUGAUCACCAUUCUUGCUCAAAGUCAGCAUGGACGACAGUACCUGGCUCAACAAGGCGUCAUCGAUAGAAUCUCAAACAUGAUUAUAGGUGCAGAUUCUGAUCCCUUCUCUGGCUUUUAUUUACCAAAUCUAGUGAAGUUUUUUGGAAACUUGGCAAUGGUUGAUAGUCCUCAACAGAUCUGUGAACGUUAUCCUGUCUUUAUUGAAAAGGUGUUUGAGAUGAUUGAAGGACAGGAGCCAACCAUGAUUGGAGUUGGCUUAGAUACCAUUGGGAUUCUUGGAUCAUGUAUUGAAGGAAAGCAAGUUCUAAAUAAAACAGGUACUGCAUUCCAAGAGGUUUUGAGAAGGCUGGGUUCAAUUUCGUGCAACGCUUCCACAGAUGUACGCAUCCGCUGCCUUGACACAAUCGCUUCUCUCCUUUCCCUGCCAACUGAUCAGCAAACUGAAGAUAUUCUAGGAAUGACCGAGUCCUGGUUCCAUGCCUUGCACAGCCAUCCAAUGGAAACAUUCCGCAGUAUGAGUUCCCAGCCUUUCCCAGAUAUCCACAUUGGCGCACUAAAAGUCUUCACUGCAAUUGCUAGUCAGCCUUGGGGUCAGAGACUGAUGAUCGGUACACCAGGCUUUGUGGAAUACAUUGUUGACAGGUCAACGGAAGCUGACAAAAACUCGAAGGAUGCCAAAUUUGAACUGGUAAAAGCCCUUGUAAAUUCCAAGACAAUAGCUGAAAUCUUUGGAAACCAACAUUACCUGCAACUUCGAGCGUACCUGCAGGAAGGCCCUUACUUCGUAAAAGCAGUGGCAACAGUAGCUGUGGAAGGUGGAGAGUAGCUGCCUGAUCCUGAUCAUUGAAGAAUAUUUCUUUGUUAAUUAUUUUUUUUUGUAAAGGACAUGUUAUAUGAAGCUUGAAUUUGAACAGAAGCUUCGAUUAAGUGGCAUCUUUGAUCUCUUUACCCACUUUUUCCUCUUCCUUUCCAUUCCUUUAAACAAACCAUGAGUAAUGGUAAGAUCUGCAACCUGGAUAAUAUAAAUGUCUGUCAUUUUGAGAUGUUGGGCCAGAGUUAUAUAUUUUGUCAUAACAUCCACCUGACUUUGGUUUCCAGCUGAACAUCAGUCUUUAUAUUUAUUAAAAAAGAACUUUUAUGAUUGA
This is a messenger RNA of Pristis pectinata (smalltooth sawfish), 1853 nucleotides long. RefSeq names its product proteasome 26S subunit, non-ATPase 5 (gene psmd5). NCBI's taxonomy places the organism in Eukaryota, Metazoa, Chordata, Chondrichthyes, Rhinopristiformes, Pristidae. Bases 20 to 1534 code for a protein of 504 amino acids. The transcript has 10 exons. Gene Ontology annotation, cellular component: cytosol. Gene Ontology annotation, biological process: proteasome assembly. The record is from RefSeq and is a predicted model, not a curated record.